AUGAAGUUUCAGUCCUCUGCCUACCUGGAGCCAUGCCAUGCAUGCCGUGCGACCGAUAGUCGUGAGGGCAUUCCUGUCAAUCAAUGUUCCUUCAAGACUAUGUGGACGAAGGAUGGCAGGCGCUACAUUUGGCAUGAUGAUUGCAACAGCCCGACCUGCCCCAAGUCCCAAGCUUACGUUCCCCCCAGGAACCGAUUGUGGAUCUCAUUCAUGCAUCUCUACCAACUUCAUCAUAUUUUCCAAUCGUCACUGUCCUUUGAUACGAUUCAGUUGACUGAUCGAAUGUUUUCGGUAACGGCGGUGGUAUGUACGAUAGCGAAAGUCGGGUUGAUCUGA
This is a messenger RNA of Heterobasidion irregulare TC 32-1, 336 nucleotides long. RefSeq lists its product as uncharacterized. The transcript is spliced from 2 exons. Bases 1 to 336 code for a protein of 111 amino acids. Lineage: Eukaryota; Fungi; Basidiomycota; Agaricomycetes; Russulales; Bondarzewiaceae. The record is from RefSeq and is a predicted model, not a curated record.